AUGUCGAAGUGGAUUAAUAAGCAGAAGGUUUUUGCUUUCCCUCUUUCACCGCUCAAAGUGCCAUCCGUCAAGAGUGGCACCAUUGGGACGGACUCGGACACAUCAUUCGAGGAACUGUUCCACUUCGUCUUCAAGUGUUUCCGUUGUCUCGGUCUAACUCCGGGUGAGAUGAAGCGUGAACAAGGUCGCUAUAUCGUUCAAAACACUCGCUGGAUGAUGGUGAUCGUAGCGAUGAUGGUACUGGUCGCUUGGGCUACGCUCAUCGAAACGUUCUUCAUCGAGACGCGAUCUGCGCUAAUCACGGGAAUCGCGAAUCAUAUCCAGUUCCUCAUGAACACGAUCGCAUUAACGACGGCCUGGAUAAUGCCACAGCUGCAGCCUCGUGAAUUGGAAGCCAUCUUGGAUGGAUUCCUGACCAUUGAUCGUGAACUGUGCACCUACAAUGCAUCGUUGGUACUGCCCCCGGUGAAGGCCAAGUUUAUUAUGCAAUAUCUGUUUGUCGUGGGCGUACUGGUGAUGCUCGUAGCGUACGAUGGAUUUGUUACGUUCGGUGAUGUGCAAACGAGCCGGGUGUGGUAUUGGGUGUGCCAUCAAAUACCGUUCAUCAUUUACGCGAUGGCAAUGCUUGCUGCGUUUGUGCUGGUCAGUUGGUUGUUGGCUCGCUUCAAACAACUCAACAAACUGGUCGAGCAAUACUAUCGCGAAGGGCAACUGUGCGAUGCAAAGCCUCCUAUGUCUAUCACGUUCGCGGAAACGGUACAGAUCGAGGAUGAAACAAAGGAUGCCUCGUCGCUGGGUGAACGGGAGUACUUUUCUGAGGUUCAGAUACUGGCCAUCGUUUCUCGUGCGAUUGAUUUGGCACAAAAGAUUGAAUCCUACUUCGGGCCACUGUUUCUCACCGUCUAUACGGCGCUUUUUACGGUCACGACAAUCCAAUCGUACUACUGCUACCUUCACAUGACGGAGCAAAAGUACAGCAAGGGCCUCACGAUCGAGUCCCUUUUCCUUUCGCUUAGUAUCAUUGUGUCGAAUGUGAUCACCAUCGUUGCGCUACCGUACAUCUGUGAAAAGGUGGAAAACGAAUCCAAGCUUCUCAUGUCCUACCUUUCUAAGCUUUCGAUGAAAAAUGGUCAGAUCGCUCAGCAAUCUUUCAUCUGGUUCCCGAAUCUCAUUUCCAGUGUCCGGUUUUCGGCACUCGGAUUCUUCAACGUUAACUACAGCAUGCUAUCGGGGUUUAUUGCGGGCAUGAUCACCUAUCUGAUCAUAUUUAUCCAGUUCAACUCGAUGGUACCAGGCAAUGCUGAUGACGUCCAUUACGCACGACGACAAACGAUCAAUCCAGUACCGACUAGUGUCAUUGAGGGGGGCAAUACAAGGAUGAUGCCCAUCCCAACCUAA
Molecule: messenger RNA, 1398 nt
Organism: Anopheles aquasalis
Lineage: Eukaryota; Metazoa; Arthropoda; Insecta; Diptera; Culicidae
Product: putative gustatory receptor 28b
Biological process (GO): chemosensory behavior; male courtship behavior; sensory perception of taste
Cellular component (GO): dendrite; axon; membrane
Source: RefSeq, a predicted model, not a curated record